Molecule: messenger RNA, 1503 nt
Organism: Lindgomyces ingoldianus
Lineage: Eukaryota; Fungi; Ascomycota; Dothideomycetes; Pleosporales; Lindgomycetaceae
Exons: 12
Coding region: 1-1503 (500 amino acids)
Source: RefSeq, a predicted model, not a curated record
AUGUUCUCUCCACCAACCUCAAGCGCAAAACAUUCACUUGAAGUGGAUAGGAAAGGAGUACCGUUAAGUAUGAAAAGUUAUCGCUCAGCACAAACGGCAUUACCCAAUCCCAUCGAAACUCAAGCACAACAAGAGAGCACAUUAAAUUCAGCCUGCCUUAACAUUCUUUCUCAUACUACCUUCUCGAAACCAACAUUUCAGUCCGCAAGCACCCAGCCAAAAUUCAUAGGAACAUGCAUCAUCUGCAAAGUAUGUUCACGUGACCCGCGUCUACCUUCCCAACCUCCUCCCACCCCAUAUUACCCCAAGCCGACUCUAUCCCCAAACGGCAAUCCAUCCGAACCAGCCAACGAACCCUCAUCGAAAGGAUAUAUGUAUUUAAAAGACGACGCAACACCAAUGUUACUCAACAGCAGCUUCGAUAGCGAUCCGCAACUUAGGAUCGCAAGUAUGGUUCCUGUGUAUUCGGUACUGUAUAACGCUCCUAAUAGUAUCACUGGCGUUGAUGUUGGGAAUGUCUCGAGUGGAUUGGAUCUGCUGGGUGAGGUUGUGAACACUCAGUGCAUCUCUCCUAGGAAUAGGACAUCAAAGGAAACGACUACCAUCGUGGAAGUCUCAGAGGUGGAAAUCCCAAUCUCUCUAGAAGCAUGUCUGCAAAAGAUCGACACUCGAUCCAACCAAACUUUCACCCUCUUCCAAGCCAGCACGGAUGACCCUAACAUUCUCCCCUCCCGCGUAAACUUCAUCCGUGCUACAGACCCCCAUCUCCCGAACAUCCCCAUCUACACUUACGAAUCCUGGAAACCUCUUGCAUGCUCCUAUUAUCCUCUCGCCACUCUUGCUCGUAGGGAUGUCUACGUUACCAUACCCUUGCACCUCGAGCCUAGGACUCCGUAUUACAACGGCGGUGCAAGCCCCUGGACGAACUAUGUCUACAGUAUAUCAACACGGAAUCUACUAGAAUGCGCAACCCUGGGACUAGUAGCGUAUCUCAGGACUAGACUUCUCCAGUAUAAUAACGCCGACAUCACCAACACGUUGUAUAUCCCUGAUAUAAUACGCAGGGGUGGUUUAAUUCCCUUUCACUUCAUCCUACUCGAUGGCCUGGUCGGAAAAUUCAUUGCCUUCGACCGCAACGGCAACGGCCAUGGAUCCCCUAAACCUCCCGCCCCUAUAUCUCCCCACAUAUUUCUCCAUCACCCCAAUUCCAUUUGCAACAAGGAGCCUGGCACAUCAGCCGUUCUGGAAGCGGCAAUUGCUUACGGCGUCUUCGGCGAAUUGAGGCGUGAAGGAGGCGUGUUGGUGAUGCAAUUGCGAGUUGCCUGCGUUAACGCGGAAUCUGGAGGUCAAAUGCUUUUCCUCAUAAGGAACCCCAGGGUAGCUUCCUUGAGCAAUUUCCAAUUGAGGGGCAUUCACACCAUCAUUCAAAGCUUUAUCUCUCAUAUUUCGCCCCUAAACAAUCCAUUCCCACCAAUCUCUCCAGGGCUCACUUCCACCGUUUAG